Suncus etruscus (white-toothed pygmy shrew) is the source of this 2176-nucleotide messenger RNA. It is a transcript of the gene BCHE, whose product is annotated as butyrylcholinesterase. The transcript is spliced from 4 exons. Gene Ontology annotation, biological process: acetylcholine catabolic process; choline metabolic process. The record is from RefSeq and is a predicted model, not a curated record. Gene Ontology annotation, cellular component: plasma membrane. Lineage: Eukaryota; Metazoa; Chordata; Mammalia; Eulipotyphla; Soricidae. Bases 138 to 1946 code for a protein of 602 amino acids. Gene Ontology annotation, molecular function: acetylcholinesterase activity.
GCCAACUCUCGCGAGCUUUGUCAGUAACAGUUGAUUGUAAUGUCAGUGCAAUCCAAUUUACAGGCAAGAGCAGCAGCUGCAUACUGCAUUUCCCUUACAAACUUUAUCAUCUUUGUCGCAGAGAGUCUGAAAUCAAUAUGCAGGACAAGGUUACAGUAGGAUGUAUCCAAUUUUUCGUGAGGUUUCUUUUGCUCUGGUUAUUUAUUGGGACGACACACAGUGAAGAAGAUGUUAUCAUCACAACAAACAAUGGUAAAAUUCGAGGGAUUAAUUUGCCAGUUCUUGGCGGCAUAGUCUCAGCGUUUCUUGGAAUUCCCUAUGCACAACCACCUAUUGGUAGUCUUCGAUUCAAAAAACCACAAUAUUUGUCCAAGUGGUCUGAUAUUUGGAAUGCCACAAAAUAUGCAAAUUCCUGCUAUCAGAACAUAGAUCAAAGUUUCCCAGGUUUCUCUGGAUCAGAGAUGUGGAAUCCAAACACAGAACUCAGUGAAGACUGUUUGUAUCUGAAUGUGUGGGUUCCAUCACCUAAACCAAACAAUGCUUCUGUGAUGAUAUGGAUUUAUGGUGGUGCUUUUCAAAGUGGAACUGCAUCAUUACAUGUUUAUGACGGCAAGUUCCUGGCUCAUGUUGAAAGAGUUAUUGUCGUUUCAAUGAAUUACAGAUUGGGUGCUCUAGGAUUCUUGGCUUUACCAGGGAACAAGGAAGCUCCAGGAAACAUGGGCUUAUUUGAUCAACAAUUAGCACUUCUGUGGGUCCAAAAUAAUAUAGCAGCUUUUGGUGGAAAUCCUAAAAGUGUCACACUCUUUGGAGAAAGUGCAGGAGCAGGUUCAGUUAGCCUUCAUUUGUUUUCUCCUAGCAGUCAACCAUUGUUCACCAGAGCCAUCCUGCAAAGUGGGUCUUCUAAUGCUCCUUGGGCAGUAAUGUCUUUAUAUGAAGCUAGGAACAGAACAUUCACCCUAGCUAAAUCUGUUGGUUGCUUCAGAGAAAAUGAGACUGCAAUAAUUGCAUGCCUUAGAAAUAAAGACCCCCAAGAAAUUCUUUCAAAUGAAAUAUUUAUUGUCCCUAAUGAUACUCUGUUAUCAAUUAAUUUUGGACCAACUCUUGAUGGUGACUUUCUGUCUGACAUGCCAAAUACACUCCUCCAUUUAGGGCAAUUGAAAAAAACUCAGGUCUUGGUUGGUGUCAAUAAAGAUGAAGGGUCAGCAUUUUUAGUAUAUGGUGCACCUGGUAUCAGCAAAGAUAAUGACAGUAUCAUAACUAGAAAAGAAUUUCAAGAAGGUUUAAAAAUGCUCUUUCCAAGAUUGGGGGAAUUGGGAAAGGACUCCAUUCUUUUUCACUAUGUAGACUGGCUAGAUGAUGACAGACCUGAAAAAUACCGUGAUGCCCUGGAUGAUAUUUUGGGGGAUUAUAAUUUCAUUUGCCCUGCUUUGGAAUUCACCAAAAAGUUCUCAGAAUUAGGAAGUGAUGCUUUUUUCUACUACUUUGAUCAUCGAUCCUCCAAAAGUCCUUGGCCAGAAUGGAUGGGAGUGAUGCACGGUUAUGAAAUUGAAUUUGUGUUUGGUUUACCUCUGGAGGAACGAUCUAAUUAUACAAGAACUGAAGACAUUUUGAGUAGGUUCAUAAUGAAAUCCUGGGCAAAUUUUGCAAAAUAUGGAAAUCCGAAUGGGAUCCAGAACAAUAGUACAAGAUGGCCAAUUUUUAAAAGCACUGAACAAAAAUACUUAACUUUGAACAUAGAUUCACCAAGAGUAUAUACAAAACUUCGUGCUCAACAAUGCCGAUUUUGGACACAUUUUUUCCCCAAAGUAUUGGAAAUAACAGGAAAUAUAAAUGAAGCAGAACAAGAGUGGAGAGCAGGAUUCCAUCGCUGGAAUAAUUAUAUGAUGGAUUGGAAAAAUCAAUUUAAUGAUUACACUAGCAAGAAAGAAGGCUGUGCAUCGCUUUAAUGAAUAGAUCUGCCUUUAUAGAAUGUUAAUUUUCCUAUAGAUGAGGGAAAAAAAUCAGUAGUUCUGUUACAUAUUGAGUAAGAAAACUAUUAUAUAGUGGAAACAAAAAUGCCAGAGGAAGAAUAUUGAUUCCUCAUAUCUUUCACUCACUUAGUGUUGUACUGGCAUUUCAAAACCUAAAUGACUAAAAUGUGUUUAAUUAAAUUUUACAAUAAAAGCUUGACAAUUAA